Messenger RNA from Aspergillus tanneri, 4971 nucleotides. Its product is annotated as aminophospholipid-translocating P4-type ATPase DNF3. Gene Ontology annotation, cellular component: plasma membrane. The transcript has a single exon. NCBI's taxonomy places the organism in Eukaryota, Fungi, Ascomycota, Eurotiomycetes, Eurotiales, Aspergillaceae. Gene Ontology annotation, molecular function: ATP hydrolysis activity; magnesium ion binding; ATPase-coupled intramembrane lipid carrier activity. The coding region runs from base 1 to 4971 and encodes 1656 amino acids. The record is from RefSeq and is a predicted model, not a curated record. Gene Ontology annotation, biological process: post-Golgi vesicle-mediated transport; phospholipid translocation; endocytic recycling.
AUGUCCAAACAAGAUGCGGGAACAGAGCCAAACCAGGAUUCGCAAGAGACUGCGCUACCGGGCAGCAAUUCUCUGAAUGUGGCGCCUUCGCGACCGUCCAUUUCCUCCUCGCGCAGGCUUUCGGGUUCCGGACGAAGGUCGUCUCAACAGCACCAUGUUCGAUUCUCUUCCGAUCUGGAGCGUCCCUCAGUGGAAGAGUCUCGACUGCCUCCCCCCAAUCAGCGACACUCCAGGGGCCUAUCAAUCAAUACCAACAUUGCACAGCAGGCUUCUUCGACUGAUAGGUCUCCAGAACGAAGUGCCAUCUCUCCCCUGUCUCCACGCGGUGCUCUCUCGCCUACGUCCCCGCAAAGCCCGGACUCUGGUCGCUCUCGAUCUCGAAACCGCGGUUAUUCACUCCGACGGUCAAUCUUUGCGAAGAACAUCCAGUCCCAGUCGGACGCGACAUCGCCGGGAGCCAUUGAAUUGGACCAGGUUGUGACCCCGCAAGCUGAAGGUCCUCAACCUGGAAGCCCCCAGCAAGGGAACGCCCAACAGGGAGAUACGGCGAAAAAUCUGCGCGCUUCGAUUGAAACGGAGAAGAGCCAUGUUAUCGUCACGCAGACAUCGACACCGGAGUCCAACUCGGUAGAUGGUACGUCGACGACAUACGUCUCUGAGCGAUCCGAAGGCUUGAAGGAAGGUAGACACCUUUCUAUGUCUUUAUCACAUAAGCGGUGGCUGAAGAGAAGAGCCACCGUUGCGACAAUCGCUGCCCGCUUCGAGACGAUACUUGAGGCUAUUCGCAAGACCAUCCUCCGAAUCAAAGAAAUCCCGCCCAGCAAAGAUGGCCGCCAUAUCGAUCUCGACCCUACUCGAAUGGAGACCUUGAUCGACGAGAGGACUGGCAAACCGUACGUGGGAAACUGGAUUCGGUCUAGUCGAUACAGCUUUUGGAGCUUUUUCCCGCGGCAACUGUGGGCGCAGUUUACCAAGCUGGCCAAUUUCUAUUUCCUCGUCGUGGCAAUUUUGCAGAUGAUUCCCGGUUUGAGUACUACUGGUACAUUUACAACGUUAAUCCCUCUGUUGAUCUUCGUUGGUAUUUCCAUGGGCAAAGAAGGGUUUGACGACUGGCGCCGGUACCGUUUAGAUAAGGAAGAAAAUAACCGCUAUGCCACUGUGCUCCGCCCGGGUAUUGGGCUCAUGUCUCAAUCUGCUGCGACUGACUGCAUGUCGGUGUCGAGCGACAGUCAGAAUUGGGAGCUCGUGAAAUGGAAAGACAUUAAGGUGGGAGACGUGAUCAAGCUGGAGCGUGACGAGCCGGUGCCCGCCGAUAUGGUCUUGCUUCAUGCAGAUGGACCCAAUGGCGUGGCCUAUAUCGAGACCAUGGCCCUGGAUGGGGAGACUAAUCUCAAAAACAAGCAACCCUGCCAACCCGUGGCUAAGCUAUGUGGCUCAGUUGAGGGCAUCUGCAGCAGUGCCAUUCGCUUUGCUGUGGAAGACCCCAAUAUCGACCUGUACAAAUUCGACGGCAAUGCAACGAUUGCUGCGAGUGAGAAGCUGCCGUUGACCAACAAUGAAAUUGUCUAUCGUGGAAGCAUUCUCCGUAACACCGAGCAGGCCAUUGGUAUGAUUAUCUACACCGGUGAAGAGUGUAAAAUCCGGAUGAACGCGAACAAGAACCCCCGGAUCAAGUCCCCCUCGCUCCAAGCCAAGGUUAAUCGCGUGGUGGUGCUCAUUGUGCUUCUCGUGGUGAUCUUAGCGAUAGCUUGCACUGUUGCAUAUAAAUACUGGUCCGACGAUGUUGAGAGCAAUGCAUGGUACCUUGCGGAGGCCAACGUGGACUACGGUCCUAUCUUUACUUCGUUCCUAAUCAUGUUCAAUACCAUGAUUCCUAUCUCCCUUUACGUUAGUAUGGAAAUCGUCAAGGUUGCUCAGAUGCUUCUGCUCAACUCUGAUAUCGAUAUGUAUGACCCGGAAACGGACACACCCAUCGAGGCACGGACAUCUACGAUCAAUGAAGAGCUGGGACAAGUCAGCUAUAUCUUUUCCGACAAGACUGGCACUCUCACGAACAACUCGAUGCGUUUCCGGAAGAUGAGUGUUGCGGGAACCACGUGGUAUCAUGACUUCGAUCUUCGUGAGGAAGCUGCCAAGGAAGGAGACCGGGAAAAACUUAUCCACAAGAAACGGAGAGUUAAAGGGAAGAAGGCUAUGGCUCGCAAGUCAAAUGCCUCGGAAGCGCGAUCAUUUCUCGCCAGAGCUGGCUCGACUUCAGUCCCAGGAGGAACACAAAAAGCCGGCAACUCGGUGACGAACAAUCGCACAACCGAUAUGGUCAGGUAUAUCCAGCGCAAGCCUUAUACCUUUUUUGCCCGCAAAGCCAAGAUGUUUAUCUUGUCUAUAGCCUUGUGCCACACGUGCAUCCCGGAAACUGAUGAGCAGGGAUACGCUACCUUCCAAGCAGCAUCGCCUGAUGAACUGGCUUUGGUCAUGGCCGCUCAAGAACUGGGAUAUCUCGUUUGGGACCGGCAGCCGAACACUGUGACAAUCCGCACUUAUCCAAAUGGGUCCGAUGAGGGUGCUUGCGACGAGGUCUACGAAGUCAUGGAUGUGAUUGAGUUCUCCAGUGUCCGCAAACGCAUGUCCAUCGUGGUGCGGAUGCCCGACCAGCGUAUCUGUCUGCUCUGUAAGGGCGCUGAUACCGUCCUAAUGCAGCUACUCAGACGGGCGUCUCUUGCACAAGAGAAAGUAGCUGAGAUCGAAAGGCGCGCGAGCAAACGCAAAGCUGCUGAAGCAGAUCAGGUCAUCCGACGCAACAGUGAGUAUCAGAGCCGGAAGGAGAGCGGAGUUCGAGCGAGUUUCAGUCGGCCAAGCAUGACGCAUAGACGUUCGAGUAUCUCUGGACACUAUAUCUCUACCGUAAGAGACAGUCUCGAUGUGUGGCUUCGUGACCGGGAGACGGAUGGUGGUAUUCUCACAAGGGAGAACAAUGAUGCCGCAUAUUACAGCCCGCGGCCCUCUGCUCAGUUGGGACGACAGUCCACCACUUUCUCGGAUUCGGGAAGCUCAGUAAAUGAAGAUGACGAGGAGGAGUUGGUGGAAGAGGCUCUGGUGGUCAAUGAAUCCGCUGUCUUCGAGAGGUGUUUCCAGCAUCUCAACGACUUUGCAACUGAAGGAUUGCGUACGCUCCUGUAUGGUCAUCGUUUCCUUGACGAAGCUACGUACAGUACCUGGAAGGCUGCCUAUCAUGAGGCCUGCACCAGUCUAGUUAAUCGACAGGAGAAGAUCGAAGAGGUCGGUCAGCAAAUUGAAGCAGAGCUCGAGCUGACCGGCGCCACGGCCAUUGAGGAUAAAUUACAGAAAGGCGUUCCUGAGGCCAUCGACAAGCUAAGACGGGCCAAUAUUAGGUUAUGGAUGCUGACGGGUGACAAAAGAGAGACCGCCAUCAAUGUCGGCCAUUCGUGUCGUCUGGUGAAGGAUUAUUCGACCCUCGUCAUUCUAGACCACGAGACUGGUGAGGUUGAACGGUCGAUCAUGAGCCUGAUGGCGGAUAUCAGCAAGCGCAGUGUGGCCCAUUCAGUGGUGGUAGUUGACGGGCAGACGCUGGCAUUGAUCGAAGCCGACGAGACCUUGCGCGUCCAAUUCUUUACUCUGGCGAUUAUGGUUGAUUCGGUCAUCUGCUGCCGUGCCAGCCCCAAACAAAAAGCUUUCCUUGUCAAGUCGAUCCGACAACAGGUGAAGGAUUCGGUUACGCUUGCGAUUGGCGAUGGUGCGAACGACAUUGCCAUGAUCCAGGAAGCGCAUGUUGGCAUCGGUAUCACCGGGAAGGAAGGGUUGCAGGCGGCGCGAAUUUCUGACUACUCAAUUGCCCAGUUCCGGUUCCUACUGAAACUGCUACUCGUCCACGGGAGAUGGAAUUAUAUUCGGGCAUGCAAGUACACGUUGGGCACAUUCUGGAAGGAAAUGUUGUUCUACCUGACGCAGGCCCUGUACCAGCGCUGGAACGGCUAUACAGGGACCAGUUUGUAUGAACAGUGGAGCUUGAGUAUGUUCAACACUCUCUUCACAUCCCUAGCUGUGAUUUUCCUCGGUAUUUUCACCAAAGAUCUGUCCGCGUCGACACUACUUGCCGUUCCUGAGCUGUAUACCAAGGGCCAGCAACAUGGCGGGUUCAACAUCCGGUUGUAUCUGGGCUGGACGUUUAUGGCUACCUGCGAGGCCAUGGCUGUUUAUUUCAUCAUGUUCGGGCUUUUCGGAAACGUGCUGUUCACCCAUACCGGCAGUGAUAUCUUUUCCGCUGGGAUGCUCACUUAUUCAGCGUGCGUCAUCAUCAUCAACGCCAAGCUACAGGCACUGGAGGUGCACAACAAAACGUAUCUCUCGCUCGUAGUAAUCGUCAUCUCCGUGGGGGGCUGGUUUUGCUGGAACCUGAUCCUAUCUCGCCAGUACAACAUGAAAUCCGGUGACAGUAUCUAUCACGUACCCGGCAACUUCAUCUUCCAGUCCGGCCGCGACCUAGCUUUCUGGGCUGUGUUGCUCCUCACUGUCGUUUCUGUCGUGGUAUUCGAGAUGACCGUCAGCGCUGUCCGAGCCCUGUUUUUCCCUACAGACGUGGACGUCUUCCAGGAAUACGAGCAGGACUUAGAAAUUCGGAAGCGAUUCGAAGAGGCGGCUGCUUCGGAGCUGCAGCAAGGCUGGGAUCAUGGUAAGAAGAAGUCCAGCUUCGAGCUAGCUCGCGAGGCCGCCGAGAUGGAGGCCCGCGAGCAGCAGGUGCAGGAACUUCUUGCCCGGCCAAGAGUCAUGACCAAGACAGUAUCUGGUCAAGUGCAUAUGGAGGAGGUCAGCGACCUAGAGGGACCCGUCCACCAGGAUGUGGGCGGCUCGGGGGUGGUUGGAGACGAGGUGAUGAAUGCGCCACGAAGAUCAGUUGAGAUUCACGAGCUAUUUACGAAGGGAUUCGGGUCCAUCCGCAAGGGGCAUCUGAAGUGA